AUGGCCCGAUCCAACUCAUCAGUACACAGCCCACAAAAGACCCAGCAGAAAUUGACUGAGGAAGAGCUGCUGGUCUUACAAUCUCACCUAGAGGAAUGGAAGGAAGUCACUGGUAAGGAUAGAAAAGCAAUUCUGAGUACGGUCAUAAAAGAGGCCAAGAUGCAAGCCCCUAAGAUGGAUGCCCGGCUGUUGAAGAGAAGGAAAUCUAUGUACUGGGACUGGUUAUAUAACCGGAGAGCUGAAAGACUCUCAAAAAAGAGAGCAAGUUUCAGUAAGAAAUGGACUGCCCAUGUUGAUGAUAGAGCAGCCAGUACGAGAAGGAAAUCCUUGACAAAACUGGAGCAAGGCCAGGAGGGAAGGAAAUGA
Messenger RNA from Suillus subalutaceus, 366 nucleotides. RefSeq lists its product as uncharacterized. The record is from RefSeq and is a predicted model, not a curated record. The transcript has 2 exons. Bases 1 to 366 code for a protein of 121 amino acids. NCBI's taxonomy places the organism in Eukaryota, Fungi, Basidiomycota, Agaricomycetes, Boletales, Suillaceae.